Molecule: messenger RNA, 1747 nt
Organism: Drosophila sechellia
Lineage: Eukaryota; Metazoa; Arthropoda; Insecta; Diptera; Drosophilidae
Product: venom serine carboxypeptidase
Exons: 2
Coding region: 90-1538 (482 amino acids)
Biological process (GO): proteolysis
Molecular function (GO): serine-type carboxypeptidase activity
Source: RefSeq, a predicted model, not a curated record
CACUGAAAUAUAAGUUCUCAAUUGGAAAAGUUACAUAUUCGCCGGCUCUGCGAAUAAAAGAAAGCAAGUCGAAUCAGCGCAGUUGAACAAUGAAAACUGCAACUCAUUGCGCAUUUCUAAUUAUCGCGACUAUAGUCGCAGUAAGCGGAGCAAAAGGAGUCGAGGGAGAACGCCCCUACAGACGGAGCUUCAUCAAUCCGUAUCCGCGCUACCAGUUCUUCGACGAUGGUGUCGAUCCCGGGGAGCCCCUGUUCCUGACGCCUCUGAUCAACAAUGCUUCGAUGAGCAAGCAAGAGGUUCAGAAGCUGGCCCGCGUCGUGGGCUCCCAGUUCCAUGGAGUUGAGAGCUACUCCGGCUAUUUGACCGUGGACCCCGGCUUCAAAUCCAACAUGUUCUUCUGGUACUUCCCCGCCGAGCAGGAGCCUGAAUAUGCGCCAGUGGUUCUGUGGCUUCAGGGUGGACCAGGUGCCUCCUCCCUGUUCGGCUUGUUCACGGAGAAUGGCCCACUGGAGUUGGACGGUUAUGGAAAGCUUCAGAAACGCAACUAUACCUGGAGCAAGACACACAAUCUCAUCUACAUAGACAAUCCCGUGGGCACUGGCUUCAGUUUUACAGAGAACGAUGCCGGCUAUGCUAGGAACGAGAAGGAUGUCGGCCGCAAUCUGCACGAGGCCGUGAUGCAGCUGUACGAACUCUUCAAAUGGCGCAACUCCUCCGGCUUCUGGGUCACCGGCGAGUCCUAUGCCGGAAAAUACGUGCCCGCCCUCGCUUACCACAUCCACAAGGUACAAAAUGCCAUAGAGACCCGCGUCUACGUGCCGCUCAAGGGCGUGGCCAUCGGAAAUGGUCUCUCGGAUCCUCUGCAUCAGCUAAAGUACGGUGACUAUCUCUACCAGCUGGGCCUGAUCGACGAGCACGGACUGAAUAGUUUCCACGAUGCCGAGGCGAAGGGAGCUGAAUGCAUCAAGAGUCACGACAUGGAGUGCGCCUUCGACGUAUUCGAUUCCCUAAUCAACGGGGACCUCACCAAUGGCUCACUGUUCAGCAACCUUACUGGAUACAGCUGGUACUACAACUACUUGAAGACGCAUGAUGAUGAUGGCGCCAACUUGGGCGAAUUUCUGCAGGCGGGAGCCACUCGGCGGGCAAUACAUGUGGGCAACAAGCCAUUCCAUGAUCUGGACAAGGAGAACAAGGUGGAACUUCACCUGAAGAAGGAUGUCAUGGACUCCGUGGCCCCGUGGAUAGCUGAACUGCUGGCCCACUAUACUGUGUGCAUCUACAGCGGGCAGCUGGACAUUAUUGUGGCCUAUCCACUGACGCGCAAUUAUCUCAACAAACUUAAGUUCCCCGGCUCGGACAAGUACAAGUUGGCUCCCCGCGAAGUGUGGCGCGUUGAUGGCGAAGUGGCCGGCUAUGUCAAACACGCCGGACAUCUGGUGGAGAUCAUGGUGCGCAAUGCCGGGCACAUGGCUCCUCACGAUCAGCCCAAGUGGCUGUACAUGAUAAUUGAUCACCUUACUCAUUACAAGCACUAGGAAAUGCGUACCUAAACUAUUCAAUACAAUUUGAAGACCAAAUUUAAAUCACUUUUUAUAAAAUUAAUCAUGAACAAUUUGGUGUGAGUUAUAAAUGCAUAAAUAUGUUGAUGAGAGCAUGGUUUUGUUAAUACUCAACUAAAUUCAUUAAUAUGUUAAAGAACUAUAUAUAACAAAGUUUAAAAAAAAUUCCUCUCGUAAAUAGUCAA